AAACCGGCAUUGCAAACGGCUCCAUCACGUCUGUCCUGUGGCACGGAUUGUAAUGAAGAGCCCUUCGAAGUACAAUGCAUCCCAACAGCCGAUGUGGUGAAUCAGUGGGAAAAUCUCAACAUUAUAAAACAACAAGGCUGGGUUUUGGCAAGAACUUUUCUCGUAGAAAAGGUUAUGAACGAUCCCGAUCUGGCCCGAUACUUUAGUUUCGACCCCGUCAAACCGGUGAGUUCUUGA
Messenger RNA from Hydatigera taeniaeformis, 237 nucleotides. NCBI's taxonomy places the organism in Eukaryota, Metazoa, Platyhelminthes, Cestoda, Cyclophyllidea, Taeniidae. The record is from the annotation of a GenBank genome assembly.